GUAUUGUUUCAUUUGGGCCGUGCAGGCAGGUUAUACAGGUUCUUUAUCUGCAGUAGUCCAGUGUUUACACACACUCUGCGUCAGAAGCUGAGAGACGAAGAGCUGAAGACAUGGCGCAAACGUUUUAUGGAAAACCAGGAGACCUGAUCGAGAUCAGCCGUGAGCUCUAUCAGCACUGGGCCGUCUACAUCGGAGGAAAGGAAGUGGUUCAUUUCACUACAGUCGGUGGUCGGCUUCUGAGCACCAAAGCAAAGGUGAAGUGUGAGAAGCUCACUGACGUGGUCAGAGAUGACUGUUACCAGGUCAACAAUCUACUGGAUGAAGAGUACCAGCCUCGUGAUCCUUCCAUCAUAGUGAAGAAGGCCCGUGAGAUGGUGGGCCAGGUGCUACCGUACAAAGUUGUCACUUACAACAGUGAGCACUUUGCUAUCGACCUGCGAUACGGCAAGGCAAAGUUUCGUCAGUUUAAUGGAGAACCAGGAGACUUGAUAGAGAUCAACCGUGGGCCCUAUCAGCACUGGGCCGUCUACAUCGGAGAGAAUGAAGUGAUUCAUUUAGUUACAGAGGGUGUUCAGUCAUCUGGCUCGUCGGCGACUCUGAGCAGCAGCAACGGAAAGGUGAAGUGUGAGAAGUUCAACGAUGUGGUCGGCAAUCACCAUUACCAGGUCAACAAUCUGCUGGAUGAAGAGUACGAUGCUCGUGAUCCUUCCGUCAUAGUGAAGGAGGCCUGUGAGAUGGUGGACCGCGUACCACAGUAUGACCUUGUCACUUACAACAGUCAGCACUUUGCUACCGACCUGCGAUACGGCAAGGCAGAGUCUCGUCAGUUUAAUGGAAAACCAGGAGACCUGAUCCAGAUCUUCCGUAAUAGGUUCUAUGAGCACUGGGCCGUCUACAUUGGAAAGGAUGAAGUGGUUCAUUUAGUUCCAGAGGGUGAUAAGUGGUAUGACUCGUUCAAGAGUCUGAGCAUAAGCAGCAGCAGCAGCACUGGAAAAGAGUUCCGUCAGACUCUCAUCGAUGUGAUCGGCCAGAAACGGUACAACGAACUGCUGGAGUGCAUGAACCAGACUUGUGAGUGCAAAAUGGACGGCAACUACGAUGACACUAAGUUAAAAAACUUUUUGGAGGUGCUGAUCAGCGAAACAGGAAGAGUGAAGCGUGAGAAGCUCGCCGAUGUGGUCAAAGAUGACCGUUACCAGAUCAACAAUCUGCUGGAUGAAGAGCACACCACACUUUAUCCUUCCUUCAUAGUGAAGAGGGCCCUUGAGAUGGUGGGCCGGGAGCUAAAGAACAACAUUUUCACUUACAACUGUGAGCACUUUGCUACCGAGAUGCGAUACGACAAGGCAGUGUCUCGUCAGAUUCAAGAAGCCGCUUUGAUCUUUGGCCUCAACGCUAAGUUGCCUCGGUCACUGGAACCCCAGUAGUCGCUGCAGUAGUUGGGACAUUUGUUGUCUGUGCAGCUCUGUUUCGCAGUCGUUCCAGCAGUUAAGAGGAAGAGGAUGAAAACAAGAAGAAAACUAAAAACAAAUCCCAAACAUUGGCAACAAUGAAUGUUGGCAUGUAGCUGAGAGUGAUUAUGAUUUAAACUUUUGAAAUAAAAUAUUUCACUUGUGCAAUCUGGAGAGAAAAAGGUUUCAACACAGUUAAAAGACAUUUGACCUUGAAUCAGAAAAGACAAUAAGACAUUAAAUCAUCUGGAUGAUUAGACUAAAGACACAUCUCUCCAGACUUCACGUUGGAUAAAAGAUAAAAAAUAUAUUCUUCUAUAUCUGUUUAGUAGCACCUCUAUAUAUCUAGUAGCACUUAUAUAACACUUACAUAUAGCACUUUGUAGUUUGGCUUUCUUGAAGCAAAUUGUACUUGAUUCUUGUUGUUCUGGGUUUGUUCUCUCAUGUUGAUGCUCUUAUUGUUGCUUUGGAUAAAAUGUGAUGUGAUGUGAGGGAUGUUUCUUUAUCUUUCAUGUAACUUUUUAAACAGAUCAAAUAAUCAUUUGCACACAAUUUAUUUGCAAUAAAAUAAUUGAAGAUA
Molecule: messenger RNA, 2031 nt
Organism: Pleuronectes platessa (European plaice)
Lineage: Eukaryota; Metazoa; Chordata; Actinopteri; Pleuronectiformes; Pleuronectidae
Exons: 8
Coding region: 111-1427 (438 amino acids)
Biological process (GO): N-acylphosphatidylethanolamine metabolic process
Cellular component (GO): cytoplasm
Molecular function (GO): A2-type glycerophospholipase activity; glycerophospholipid phospholipase A1 activity
Source: RefSeq, a predicted model, not a curated record